UAAAGUUAAAUGAAUGAUUAGGUAUAACUGUAUAAGUAAUUAUAACUAAUAGAAAAAUAUAUAAAGUAUUAAAGUAGGCACCUACAUGUAAGGUUGUGUACUGUAUGUUUUGUAUUAUAUUUUUUUGCCUUUGCAGAUUAUACCUAUAAGUACGAAAGAAAAGUGUUAUGUUUGGCUUACAACAUUUUGGUUUAAUAUUAUUCGACUCAAAAAACUAUAACAACAUGUAUCAAAUUGCAUACUCCGUUAUUUUGUUUACCACUGGCAUAUAUCUAAUGGUCGUGUUUCCUUCGGUAAACCAUAAGUUCGACGACUGGUCAAAAGCGUUUUCCAUGUCUUUGACGGCGGUAACAUGUAGCGCGGGAAUCAUAACUUCAAUGAUAUCAAGAAUCGUCGUUUUAUACAAUUUCAAGUUUAAAUAUCAAAAGUUUAAGACGACAUUAGAGGGAUUCGAGAUUUACAUACCGAUGAACACAGUCGCUUUGAAACACAUUAAAUACUUUUCUUUAUCCGCGAUUUUCUUUAGUAUUAGUACUAUCAUAUCCAUGAAUGGACUAAAAUUGUAUUACAUAUUUAAUAAUCACGCCAAUCCUAUUUUAAUGACUACAUAUUUUUUUUUCUAUUAUAUUCACAACCUGAGCAUGGUGUGCACAGAAUUGCAUUUCGCCAUUCAAUGUUUUGUGGUGUACACGAAAUUUCGAGAUAUAAACGAGAAGUUAAUUCAAAUAAAUGACGAACAGAAAUACUACAACUACAAUGUACGAUAUUCGUUUUCUGCAACUCAAGUGGCGAAUCCAAGGAGUACUGAUGACACGGCAUCGCCCUGUGUGAUCAUAUAUGAGAAAGAUUUUUACUGUCCAAAAGACAAAAGUUAUCCAUUGGCGAACACUAUCGAGCUGUUUAGAAUUAAACACUGGCUAUCUAGGGAAGCUAUCAAUGAUCUAAAAUAUUUAUUUGGCUUUCAAAUGAUCAUGUCUAUUAUUAUUUUAGCCAUUACGUCAUUAUUCGACACUUAUACGGAAGUAUUUUAUUCGUACACAAAUAAUUCGUUUCGUGAAUCAGUAUUCCGAACAAAGUUUCUGUUCAUUGGGUGGAUGCUACAAUACACCACAAGGCUUUGCCUUAUAAUUGUCACAGCACACACUACAAUUCAGCAGGCAGUUAAAACCAAAAAGAUAAUAACGGAAAUGAACAAUCGACACACAGAUAGUAGUACGAAAGAAGAGCUACAAUUAUUUUAUAAUCAAUUAUCUGUCUGUUCACCUGAGUUCACCAUUUUUGACAUUUUGAUUAUAAACAAUAGUCUCAUAACUUCGAUGAUGUCUGCUGGUGCAACAUAUAUACUUAUAUUAGUACAAUUUCAGAGAGACAAAACAACUCAUAAAGAUCACGAUACAUCAAGCCGUUCAUAAAAAAAGUUAAAAACUGGAGUUAACCUCUAAAUAGCAUAAUGUACUUAUAGAUAUCAUCUUCAUUCUUUUAUUAUAUUAUAUACCUAUCUACUGUAAUUUUGUUAUUUUUUUAAUAAACAAUUUAUUAGCUCAUAUAGUAUUGAAGUAAUCCAACAAAGUUAACCAUCAAAAAAGAGGGUAAUUGGAUGUCACUGUGUUGUACAUUAGUUAUCUAGGAGGUCGCUGUAAUGGAUGGUAUUAAAUUUGAAUUCAAUGAUAUCGUAUCAUAGUAUACGAAAAACGAUGCUGAGCGGAGACUGUAUGUCAGCCUAAGAUAUUUUAUAUUGUUAUUACUUAUUAUUUAUA
This is a messenger RNA of Myzus persicae (green peach aphid), 1757 nucleotides long. RefSeq lists its product as uncharacterized. The record is from RefSeq and is a predicted model, not a curated record. Gene Ontology annotation, biological process: sensory perception of taste. The transcript is spliced from 4 exons. NCBI's taxonomy places the organism in Eukaryota, Metazoa, Arthropoda, Insecta, Hemiptera, Aphididae. Gene Ontology annotation, cellular component: axon; membrane; dendrite. Bases 168 to 1412 code for a protein of 414 amino acids.